Molecule: messenger RNA, 835 nt
Organism: Sinocyclocheilus rhinocerous
Lineage: Eukaryota; Metazoa; Chordata; Actinopteri; Cypriniformes; Cyprinidae
Product: syntaxin-binding protein 6-like
Exons: 5
Coding region: 284-835 (183 amino acids)
Biological process (GO): exocytosis; Golgi to plasma membrane transport
Cellular component (GO): exocyst; plasma membrane
Molecular function (GO): phosphatidylinositol-4,5-bisphosphate binding
Source: RefSeq, a predicted model, not a curated record
AGUGUGUGUGUUUAAUGCCAGUCCGAUAAGAAGUGCAGCGCGUCUGAUCCACGUCACUCACACUCAGUCCAGCAGCUGGUUAGUGCUGUCGAGGCAGUGCGCACUACAGAGUGAACACUGAUCUCCGCGGAUACAGUGUGACAGGAGAAGCGCGGGUUCAAACCUUGUCCGUUUGCAGAUGGAAAAAGCAGCAGCGCAGACGGAAGGCGACAGAAUAACGCUGAACACACAGUGAAAGAGUCAAGAGCCCCCUGCUGUCACCCAGUCUGCGCCAUCGGCUACAAUGAGUGCCAAAUCGGCCCUCAACAAGGCGAUCUUUAUUCCCAACGAUGAGAGGCUGCUGGCAGCCGUGCAGGUGAAGAGGAGGACGAAGAAAAAGAUCCCGUUUUUAGCUACAGGAGGCCCUGGUGACUACACCACAUUCAUUUGCUUAUCAGUGACCAAUAAGAAACCAGCACAGGUUUUCCUCACGAAGGUGAAGCAGUUUGAAGGCUCCUCGUCUUUCGUCAGGAGAUCACAGUGGUCCAUCAGUCAGCUGCGGCAGGUCAACGGCAUCGACUCCGUCCGAGAUUGCCCAGAGUUUGACUUGAUAUUUGAGAACGGAUCCGACCAGUGGACUGCGGGUUCAGCUGGAGAGAAGUGUGUGUUUGUCCAGGUCCUGCAUCACACAUGUCAGCGGUUCAUCCCCGAAAGAAAACCAGAGUUCAUCAACUGCCCCUCCAAACUGCUGGGAGGUGAGACGGUCCCGUUCAAGCUUACCGUGCACCCUCUCUUUCACUAUACACUACAUGUUUUGUUUUUUUUAAAUAAUGGGGCACAACAUCUUAUAUCCUAA